This is a messenger RNA of Clarias gariepinus (North African catfish), 2092 nucleotides long. It is a transcript of the gene egr4, whose product is annotated as early growth response 4. Gene Ontology annotation, biological process: regulation of transcription by RNA polymerase II. The transcript is spliced from 2 exons. Bases 155 to 1375 code for a protein of 406 amino acids. Gene Ontology annotation, molecular function: RNA polymerase II cis-regulatory region sequence-specific DNA binding; DNA-binding transcription factor activity, RNA polymerase II-specific. Lineage: Eukaryota; Metazoa; Chordata; Actinopteri; Siluriformes; Clariidae. The record is from RefSeq and is a predicted model, not a curated record.
AGCAACCGAAGAACCCACCGAACAAUCUGACGGGAACGCACAGGGAAUCCCGAAACCCCUAGCGGAGACUGAUUACUGAAUUUAAUUGAUCGUUUGAGCCGUGACUUGUGGAUUUGCAUCGCACUUUUUUGACUUUCACAACCAAGGAAUCAUAAUGAUCAGUACAGUGGACUUCAGCGCGCUGGACUUUCUCUGCGCAGCGACGGAAAACGGCGCUCAGAACGAGCGCAAUGCCGACUUUGAGGGGCUUCUAAAACCUAAAGUUGAGAAGCCGGAUCCUGCUUUCCUCCCCGACCUGAGUGAAAGCUCGGUUGAUGGACUGCCUCCUUCCCCGCUGACCUACACCGGCACUUUCCACACCGAGUCAGCCGCAUGCAGCGCGGACGCUCUUCUCAACAUGAUCACGGAGAUCGUAGGCAUCUGCACAAAUCCCAUCUAUGACAGCCACCUCGAUGACUUCUCGCAGUCGGUGGCGAGUCCGAGCUCCCGCGGCGGCGCGCUCUACAGGCAGGGCUCGGUGGGCUCCACGGGCAGCUCCACGCCCUCGCUGGGAUCCCCUGAGCCGCUCUGCAACGAUCCUUCGGACGACUUCAUGGAUGUGGCGAGCCUGCAGCAGCUCUUCCCGGUGACUGUUAAACGGGAGCGCGAGGAGGACUGCCGCGGCUGUGAUUUCUUUGAUGAGCUGAGUGUCUCAGACACGCGACUUUCAGAUCAGGAUGCAGACCUGGACGACAUCAUCGACCUGCUUUCCCCACUUUGCCCUGAAACGGACACUUCUGCAUUGGACACUUGGAUAAAACAGGAGCCGGUUUGCGCGGAGCAGUGCUCACACAGCGUUCCCCUGAGCGCACCAUCAAACCAAACUCCUGCCACCACUCCAGCCACUCUUACUGGAAAUGCUUUCUAUAGGGCAGCCUUCCCUAACGGCCAGGUGUUCGAUCUGAACUGCUCUUCGGUGCUAGACUCUCUGCUUUUCUCCAACACUUCAACCACCAGAACCAGGGGCAAAGCGACUAAGGCGGGCACCAGGAAGGGUGCCCCGCGUGAAAAGCCCUUUUCCUGCCCGGUGGAAAACUGCGAUCGUCGCUUCUCGCGCUCAGACGAGCUAAACCGCCAUGUGCGCAUCCACACGGGCCACAAGCCGUUCCAGUGCCGGGUGUGCAUGCGGUGCUUCAGCCGGAGCGACCACCUGACGACGCACAUGCGCACGCACACCGGUGAGAAGCCCUUCUCGUGCGACGUGUGCGGACGCCGCUUUGCCAGGAGCGACGAAAGAAAGAGGCACUGGCGGGUGCACCUCAAGCAGAGGGAGAGGAUGCAACAGAAGGCUGAGCUCCUGGCGGCGCGCGCCUUCGCCAUACCGGGACUCGUGUGAGCGCGCGCUGUCGAGAUUACCGCUUUGUCGUUUGCUUGCUAUGAAGAAAGUAAAGCAGUUCACCGGCGCGAGCUGGUUCACCAGACGGAGACGUGAAGCUGAAAGUUGCAAUCACGCCAACUUCGAGAGUUUGACAGAAGUACAGAAAAGUGGCGCGAUUUCUGAUGACUUCCGGUGCGCAGGCGCCGCGCUGUCCCUGCUUUAACGAGGUCCUACCCAAGACUGCACAUAACUUGGACUCUCCAUUGCCGUUAAUGAAAAACAUGCAUGUUUUAUCCAAUGUGUUAUUAAAACUGUUAUUAAAACUGUUAUUGGCACUGCUCGACCAUGUCAGCAUGCACAUGAUCCAACUUUCUAUGGUCUCCGUGUUGUACUGUAUUUUUUGAUACUUCAUUGUGUAUAAACACCACAGAAACUACAGAAGCCUAUAUUUGUAUUUGUAUAUUUCGAUCAAUGGUUAUUUUUCUACUGAACAAAAAUGACAGAUGAAUAUCUUCUUAUAGAUUUUAUCGGAUUGUUGUAUUCAACUUUUGACACUGGAAGCGCGCUUGACUGGUUCCAUGCGAACCAAAUGCAGAUGAAGACAUCAACAUAGUAGUUGAGUUUCAGUAGCACACUUAGUUGUGCAGAUAUCUCUUUUUUGUGUAUUUGCCUUUAUGAAAAAAAAUAUCAAAUGUUACUGUGCAAUGCCACGCUGUUUAAAGCCUAAUGGGUAUU